Molecule: messenger RNA, 347 nt
Organism: Abrus precatorius (Indian licorice)
Lineage: Eukaryota; Viridiplantae; Streptophyta; Magnoliopsida; Fabales; Fabaceae
Product: dolichyl-diphosphooligosaccharide--protein glycosyltransferase subunit 4A-like
Exons: 2
Coding region: 131-244 (37 amino acids)
Source: RefSeq, a predicted model, not a curated record
ACUCCAGGUCAACUCGAAUUUGCCUUUUCAAUAUUUGUGCUUCGCUUAACACAGUUAACGCUCCCCCAGUGUUUUUGUCUUUCCGAUCCCACCCACAAUUGGCUUCCAGUUACGCAAAAGAAAGUGAGAGAUGGUUGAUGAUCAAGCCUUGGGAUUCAUUGCCAACUAUCUGGGCAUCUUCAUUUUUGCUUUGGUUAUAGCAUAUCACAUGGUCACAACUCACCCCAAAUAUGAAGCCAGCUAGAAGAUACUUCCAAUUUUUCUUAUGUAUUCCAGACACAAUUUUGAUGGAUUCAAUUUUGUUGAUUGAUUUGUAGGUCAUUUUGUGUGUGUGACUUAAUAUUGAU